UAGCAUCGUUAGCUCGGUUCGGAGCCGAGCUGCUUGUGUCCGCGGCGGGUGAUGCUGCAACCUUCCGCCACAGGCUUUGGAAGAUAGACCCCGCUUCCCCCGGCGCCCACUUUCCGUGUUUUCUCCUGCUUCCACCGACACGCUGAAGUUGUGAACUGCGGCCCGCAGACGAUGUCCGGCUCCGCGGGCACAGGUGGCUCGACCCCCCGGAAGUUCAGCGACAAGAUCGCGCUGCACAACCAGAAGCAGGCGGAGGAGACCCGGGCCUUCGAGCAGCUCAUGACCGACCUCACCGUGUCCCGGGUGCAGUUUCAGAAGGUCCAGCAGCUUCGUUUGUCUCAGUCUCGGGCUCAGUACUACGGAGGCUCUCUGCCCAACGUCAAUCAGAUCGGAAACGCCAGCAUCGAGUUUCAGGGGGGCUUUCCUUCAGGGUUGGACUCAGUCAGAGGGACCCGCCACCAUGGACUUGUUGAGAGGGUCCACAGGGACCGCAACCGCAUCAACUCUCCUCACCGCCGACCCAUUGACAAACACGGACGACAGAUGGAGAGCUCUCCGUAUGGAGCGGUGUACCUGUCACCACCUCCAGACAACAGCUGGAGAAGAACCAACUCGGACUCGGCUCUGCACACAAGUGCUAUGAACCCAAACCCCCAGGACCCGUUUGGCCUGACUCAGCAGAUGGGCCGAGGUCCCCCGCAGCGCAAUGCUAGUGUGAAUGAAGCAGAUGUUGACAACAGUGGAGAUGUCUUCUCCUUUCCUGCCCUGCCUAACGAGGAUAAUCUAAUAGGAGUCAGUAAACCUCUUCCUAAACAACUAUGGGAGGCCAAAAAGGUCCAGUCUUUGGCAUCGAGACCUAAAUCAUGUGAAGUGCCUGGAAUCAAUAUAUUCCCGUCUCCAGAGCAGAACCCUGGUUUGUCCCACUACCAGGGCUCUUUGAGUACCGGGGGCUCCCUUCCGGAUCUCAGCAACCUGCAAUUCUCGUCUCCACUGUCCACCCCCCUGGACCCUGAAGACAACGGAGGGUACCCCAACCUGAGUGGGGGCAGCAGCACAGGAAACCUGCCUGCUGCUAUGAUGCACCUUGGCAUCGGCAACUCCCAGGGUUUGUCCUCCUCUUUGAGCAACCCGUCCAUUCAAGCUUCCCUCAACAACUGCCAGCUGCAGUCAUCCCUCAGCAAUCCGUCCAUCAGCUCGUCCCUUCGUCUGUCCAGCAACUCGCCUCGACGGCGCCCAGCUCCCAUCAGCCCCCUCACCCUGUCUCCAGGAGGGGAGCAGCGCAGGGGGCUGGCCAAGCAGCUGUCCCCCACCAUGUCCCCAUCGCUGUCCCCCAUCACGCAGGGGGUUGCGUUGGACACCAGCAACAUGCCAAGGGAACCACCCCCACCCUAUCCUCUCUACCAGCAAUCCCAGCAAGCAGUGGACCAGAGCCGACAGCGGCAGCAGCCGGCAGUACCGCAGCAGCAUCAACAGCAGCCUGUUUCACCUCUUCAGAACAUCCCCCUGGACUUCAACACUGGCCAAUUGGACCAAUUCAGUCUGUUGGAAAAUGCAAUGAGCUCCUCAGCAGGGGGGUCCUGCUACGAUCCUUCAUCCUCCGCCUCUUCCUCCUCACUCUACCACUCCCAGGCGGUUCUGUCGGGGCUGGGCGGCAGCCAUGGCAGCCUGCAGGACCUGAUGCACAUGAGGUCCAACAUGCUGUACUCAAACUGCAGUGGGGGGCUGCCCAACAUCAUCCUCACAGAUGACUCCAACCCCAAUCUGUCGAAGGACAUCAGCAACGCCCUCUCCACCGUGCCCGAGUGUUUUGACUCGGAGGGAGGCUUCCCGCUGGAGGACGAGCUGCGCAUCGAGCCGCUCAGCCUGGAUGGACUGAGCAUGCUCAGUGAUCCCGACAUGGUGCUGCCCGACCCGUCAGUGGAGGAUUCGUUCCGUAGUGACAGACUCUGA
Messenger RNA from Nematolebias whitei (Rio pearlfish), 1950 nucleotides. RefSeq names its product CREB regulated transcription coactivator 3 (gene crtc3). The transcript has 13 exons. Gene Ontology annotation, molecular function: cAMP response element binding protein binding. The record is from RefSeq and is a predicted model, not a curated record. NCBI's taxonomy places the organism in Eukaryota, Metazoa, Chordata, Actinopteri, Cyprinodontiformes, Rivulidae. Gene Ontology annotation, biological process: positive regulation of transcription by RNA polymerase II; protein homotetramerization. The coding region runs from base 172 to 1950 and encodes 592 amino acids. Gene Ontology annotation, cellular component: cytoplasm; nucleus.